AUGUCUCUUAUCGACGCUGGCAGGGCCCUUCUUAGUCUGCCGCAAGCCCUAUUGUAUCCUCCACCACAAACAACAUCUGCUCCUCUCGUUACGGUCAGAAACGGCACAUACUCUGGAGUAUAUAAUUCUCAAUAUGACCAAGACUACUUCCUUGGUGUGCCAUUUGCUCAGCCACCAGUGCGUUUCUCCAUAGCCCAAGGACUCAAUACAACAUGGGACGGUAUCCGAACAGCACAUGAGUAUCCGGUUCAUUGUUACGGCUACGGAUGGGAUCAAGAUGGCUUCGAGCAGUCCGAAGAUUGUCUGUAUCUAAAUAUAGUGCGACCUGCAGGCCUUCACAACCAUGGUCUUCCAGUCGCUGCUUGGAUUCAUGGAGGUGGUCUAUGGAUGGGUGGUGCUGCGGACCCGCGAUACAACCUUUCCUUCAUUGUUGAGCAAAGUGUUGCACUGGGGAAGCCAGUCAUUGGAGUCAGCCUCAAUUAUCGUCUUUCGGCAUUCGGGUUCCUCAUGGGUAAAGAGGCCAUCAAAGAAGGUGUCGCGAAUCUUGGGUUUCGUGAUCAAAGACUUGCACUCAGUUGGAUCAACGAGAACAUCGCGGCAUUCGGAGGCGACCCCAACAAAGUCACCAUUUUUGGGGAGAGCUCUGGCGCCGAAAGUGUUGCUGCUCAAGUGUUCGCGUUUAAUGGACGAGACGAUGGUCUCUUCAGGGGGGCUAUUGGGGAGUCCGGGUUUGGCGCACCCCUUGGCCGAUACCCAGGUGGCUUCAAUGCGACUGAGCGUCCACAGGGUACUUACGACUCUUUUGUCAGGUCUGUUCCAUCAUGUAAGAAGCUGGCGGGGUCAGACUCGACUCUAGACUGCCUACGCAGGGUGCCUUCUGAGGAGAUUGACUUAGCUUUGCGAUCCAGCGGUGGCCAAAGUUGGGCUCCUGUCUUGGAUGGUGACUUCUUUGCGGAUUAUACUACGAACCAAUUGGCCAGUGGGCGUUUCCUCAAAAUACCAAUUCUUAUAGGAGCGAAUACAGAUGAAGGGACAUCUUUUGGUUUUAGGCGUGUUGACGACGAUGAUGAUUUAAGAGCAGGGAUCAAGGUCAUGAUGAUUCCAUACGGAGUUGAGAAGACUACUGGAAAGAUCCGAGACGGACUCGUCGAUGAGCUGCUGGAGCGCUAUCCCAACAACCAAAGUAUCGGAAUCCCGUCCUUGGAGACCUGGCCACACGUUAUUCAACCAGGUGAUGGGUACGCUGAGGAAUUUGGACUUCAGUAUCGUCGAGAUAACGCAAUAUUCGGAGACUAUGUCAUGCAGUACCAACGACGUCGUGCGAACAAGGCUUGGGCAAAGCAUGGCGUACCCAGCUAUGUAUAUCGCUUCAAUAUCAGGCCGAACGGACAGCCACCGGAGGCUGGAGUGGGACAUUUCCAAGAAGUCGCUUUUGUGUUUCAUAACACCAAUGGCGAUGGAUAUGAGCCUAAUCCAUUUGGAGGUAAUGGAACAUAUCCAGCCGAUGCUAAAGCCAUGUCCAAGACGAUCAGCACUGCUUGGAUCAACUUCAUCAAUGACCUUGAUCCUAAUGGCGAUUCUGGGCCGGAACUAUUCAAUGGUAACAAGUGGCCUACCUAUGAACUGUCUGGUGGGCCCAAUGGGAAAGGUGUGGUCUUCAACAUCAAUGGAACGCAUAUUGAGGUUGAUGAUUGGAGAGCUGGGGGCAUGGAGUGGAUGGCGGAGCAUGCUUUGACGGUUUUUGGAAACUAG
This is a messenger RNA of Fusarium oxysporum Fo47, 1752 nucleotides long. RefSeq names its product Alpha/Beta hydrolase protein. The transcript is spliced from 4 exons. Bases 1 to 1752 code for a protein of 583 amino acids. Lineage: Eukaryota; Fungi; Ascomycota; Sordariomycetes; Hypocreales; Nectriaceae. The record is from RefSeq and is a predicted model, not a curated record.